AUGUCAUUUCUGAAUGGCACUAGCCUAACUCCAGUCUCAUUCAUCCUAAAUGGCAUCCCUGGAUUGGAAGAAGUGCAUUUGUGGGUCUCCUUCCCUCUGCGUACCAUGUAUAGCAUUGCAAUCACAGGCAACUUUGGCCUUAUGUAUCUCAUCUACUCUGAAGAAGCCUUACACAGACCAAUGUACAUCUUCCUAGCCCUUCUUUCCUUCACAGAUGUUCUCAUGUGCACCAGCACGCUUCCCAACACUCUCUGCAUAUUGUGGUUCAAUCUCAAGGAGAUUGAUUUUAAGGCCUGCCUGGCCCAGAUGUUCUUUGUGCACACCUUCACAGGGAUGGAGUCUGGGGUGCUCAUGCUCAUGGCCCUGGACCGCUUUGUGGCCAUCUGCUACCCCUUGCGCUAUGCUACUAUUCUCACUAGUUCAGUCAUUGCCAAGGCUGGGCUCCUCACUUUUCUUAGAGGUGUAAUGCUUGUUAUCCCCUUCACUUUCCUCACCAAACGCUUGCCGUACUGCAGGGGCAAUGUCAUACCACAUACCUACUGUGACCACAUGUCUGUGGCCAAGAUAUCCUGUGGCAAUGUUAAGGUCAAUGCCGUCUAUGGUUUGAUGGUUGCCGUCUUGAUUGGGGGCUUUGACAUCCUGUGCAUCACAGUCUCCUACACCAUGAUCCUCCGGGCAGUGGUCAGCCUGUCCUCAGCAGAGGCUCGGCAGAAGGCCUUCAGCACCUGCACUGCACACAUCUUUGCCAUCGUCAUUACCUAUGUCCCAGCCUUCUUCACCUUCUUUACACAUCGUUUUGGGGGACGCUCCAUUCCUCCACACAUACAUAUUAUUAUGGCUAAUCUCUAUCUACUCAUGCCUCCUACAAUGAAUCCUAUUGUGUAUGGGAUAAAAACCAAGCAGAUACGAACAUGUAUCACUAGGUUCUUGCUUCAAGGAAAGGACAAUCCUUUGCAUAACAUUUAA
This is a messenger RNA of Cervus elaphus (red deer), 966 nucleotides long. Its product is annotated as olfactory receptor 52N1. Gene Ontology annotation, molecular function: G protein-coupled receptor activity; olfactory receptor activity. Gene Ontology annotation, cellular component: membrane. Gene Ontology annotation, biological process: G protein-coupled receptor signaling pathway. The coding region runs from base 1 to 966 and encodes 321 amino acids. The record is from RefSeq and is a predicted model, not a curated record. NCBI's taxonomy places the organism in Eukaryota, Metazoa, Chordata, Mammalia, Artiodactyla, Cervidae. The transcript has a single exon.